AGCACUUCCAGAGGCUUCAGCAGCAAAUCACAAGCUGUGGAUGAUACUUUUUCACCUUCUAUAAACUCAGCUAACACUUUUAGUGUAUUAUUUGCUUAUUGUCCAAUACACGAUCAAGAAAGUAUCAACACAUUGCUAUUCAUUAAUUUGGCAUCUGAUGGACCUCACAGUAACUCACAAAGAAACCCACAAAGAGACCAGAGACAAUGAUGACGACAAGCAGGUGGUUGCAGAGAUCAUGGCAAGAAGCUUUAUGCCAACUCUGAUAACCACUACCUCUUGGGAAGGCUUUCACUUUGCUGGUCAUGAGAUUCGGAUUACUGAAGGCAAAGAUUGUUAUGGUGCAUUUGUCUGGCCGUCGGCCCUUGUUCUAUGCUAUUUUCUGGAAACACAUGCCAAGCAAUAUAACAUGGUUGAUAAAAAUGUGAUUGAAAUUGGAGCUGGGACAGGGCUUGUCUCCAUUGUGGCAAGCUUACUUGGUGCUCGUGUGAUUGCUACAGACUUACCUGAAUUACUAGGAAACCUGCAAUAUAAUAUUUCCAGAAACACCAAAAUGAAAUGCAAGCAUUUGCCUCAGGUCAAAGAACUAUCCUGGGGAGUAGCAUUAGACAGGAAUUUCCCCAGGUCUUCUAAUAACUUCGAUUACAUCCUGGCAGCAGACGUUGUCUAUGCCCAUCCGUUCCUGGAGGAGCUUCUCAUGACCUUUGACCAUCUCUGCAAAGAAACUACCAUUAUCCUCUGGGCUAUGAGAUUCAGGCUGGAGAAAGAAAAUAAAUUUGUAGAUAAAUUUAAGGAACUGUUUGACCUGGAAGAAAUUUCCAAUUUCCCUAGCCUAAAUAUUAAGUUGUACAAGGCUAUGAAGAAAAAUCGGAGGAGUGCAUAAUGCAUCAUGACUGUGAAUGAGGACAUGAGCGUGCCAAGGUAGUUUCUAGUAAACCAUUACUUUAAAGAACACACACACACACACCCUACUGUGAGAGUAAAAAGUGACUCUAAACUUACUUUAUUGUAGGCAAGGAUUUUUAGAUACACACAGUAGGUGUAGGAUUAAGAUAAUUUGUUCCCAAUCUGUCUGUUCUGUUACAUUCAGCAACACCACACUAUUCUCAUGGCGUUGAACUUGAAAUCUUACCUCAGCCUCCUUAAGUGUUAGCACUACAGGUAUGUACCUACCACACCUAUCCAUGUUGUUAAUCCUCUAAAUGUAGGUUUGAAUGAUUUCUGUACUUAAAAGAAAUCAAUAAAGUGGCUAUAGUGCAAAUAAAUCUGAAGAGGCAGAUGUAUGAUGUAAGGGUUAGUGCUAGAUGUUGGUGGUUCCCCACCAGUCAGAUUUAGAGGGAAAAGGCAGAUGUAUGAUGUAUCGGUUAGUGUUAGAUGUUGGUGGUCCCCACCAGUCAGAGUUUAGAGGGAAAAGGCAGAUGUAUGAUGUACCGGUUAGUGCUAGAUGUUGGUGGUCCCCACCAGUCGGAGUUUAGAGGUGGGCUACCAUCUCUGUUUUGCAGUUUGUACCUCUGGCAUAACUACUGAAUAAAUCAAACAUGUGGUUCUGAGGUUUCAGGCAAGAGUAUCUUCCUCUAAUAGAUUUUUUAAAAUGUGGAUGGAAAGAGCACAAAGACUGUUAGACAGCUGAGGUCAGUUCUUCAAAACAAAAUAGAUACUCAGAAAAAAAUAACAAAUAUAUACUAAAAAAAAUAAAUAAAUAAGAUGUACCUCUCUUAACACUGUCUCUAGACUUUCUAGCCAUGGUAGAGAUAUCAGAGAAGGCUUGGGUGGAAGAAGGAGCACUAUAGAGGGAUGAGGGUUGCGCCUUAGGAAGGAAGAACAGCAGUGAAGGAAUCUGUAGGCAAAGGCAGGCUUAUCUACUUGAAGAAGCAUCAAAGUCGUGUGGCAGAGGGGCAGACAGAGAUAUUGGUG
Messenger RNA from Mastomys coucha (southern multimammate mouse), 1914 nucleotides. RefSeq names its product protein-lysine methyltransferase METTL21E. The transcript is spliced from 5 exons. Gene Ontology annotation, biological process: peptidyl-lysine methylation. The record is from RefSeq and is a predicted model, not a curated record. Lineage: Eukaryota; Metazoa; Chordata; Mammalia; Rodentia; Muridae. Gene Ontology annotation, cellular component: cytoplasm; cytosol. Gene Ontology annotation, molecular function: protein-lysine N-methyltransferase activity. Bases 158 to 883 code for a protein of 241 amino acids.